Messenger RNA from Linum trigynum, 2976 nucleotides. Lineage: Eukaryota; Viridiplantae; Streptophyta; Magnoliopsida; Malpighiales; Linaceae. The record is from the annotation of a GenBank genome assembly.
AUGGGGGUUAUGUCGAGGCGGGUUAUACCCGCCUGCGGUAACCUCUGCUUCUUCUGUCCUUCACUGAGAGCAAGGUCAAGACAGCCAGUUAAGCGGUACAAGAAGCUCCUUUCUGAUAUAUUCCCACGGAAUCAGGAAGCUGAACCAAACGAUAGGAAGAUUGGGAAGCUGUGCGAAUAUGCUUCAAAAAACCCACUGCGGAUUCCUAAGAUCACUGAGACUCUGGAACAAAGGUUUUACAAAGAGUUGCGCCAUGGACGCUUUGGGUCUGUAAAAGUCGUUGCAUGUAUUUACCGGAAAAUGUUAUUUUCCUGCAAGGACCAAAUGUCAUUAUUUGCCAGUAGUUUGUUAGGAAUCAUGCAGACAUUACUGGAGCAGACUCAGCGUGUUGAAUUGCAGACCUUGGCUUGCAACAGUUUCGGUGAUUUCAUAAGUAGCCAGGUAGAUGGCUCAUAUAUGUUCAACUUAGAGGGCAUCAUUCCUAAGCUCUGUAGACUGUCUGAAGGCGAGGGAGACGAUGAAAAUGCUCUGCGUUUGCGUUCUGCAGGACUCCAAGCUCUUGCUUCCAUGGUGUCUUUCAUGGGAGAGCACUCUCACAUAUCGAUGGAUUUCGACAAUAUUAUAUCAGUCACUUUGGAGAACUACAUCGAUUUCGAAAUGAAUGCAGAAAAUAGUGAAGAAGAUCAUUGGACUCAAGAAGUGCGAAAAGCAGAAGAUAAUGCUUCAUCUUUCCCCAAUACCAGUAAGAAAGUCACCUUUGCAAACGUGGAUACCAAAUCUCAACUGGUCCCCACUGGUGACACGUCAAAAAAUCCAUCUUACUGGUCUCGAGCUUGCUUGUGCAACAUGGCCAAAUUGGCCAAAGAAGCAUCAACAGUCCGACGCAUUCUUGAACCUCUAUUUCACAACUUUGAUGUCAAUGAUCGUUGGUCCCUUCAAAGUGGAGUUGCAUGCUCUGUCUUGAUGCAGUUGCAAUCCCUUUUGGAGGAAACAGGUGAGAACUCUCAUCUCUUGUUAUCGGGCCUGAUCAAGCACUUGGAUCACAAGAACGUUGCUAAGCAACCUCUUGUGCAGAUAGAUAUUGUUAACAUUGCUGAAAGACUUGGACAGAACUCAAAGCAGCAGUGCACUGUAGCUCUUAUUGGUGCAAUAUCUGAGUUAUUAAAACAUCUGAGAAAAUGCUUCCAAAUUUCAAGUGGAUCGUCCAGCCAAAAGGAUGACCCUGAUAAAUUAAAUCUGGAUCUUCAGUCUGCACUAGAAAAAUGCAUCUUGCAGUUCUCCAACAAGGUCGGCGAUGUGGGGCCCAUACUUGACAUGAUGGCUGGGUUCUUAGAGAAUGUUGCACAUACUGCUGCUGUAGCUAGAACAACAAUCUCAGCUGUUCUGCGAACGGCUCAUAUUAUAGCUUCUGUCCCUAACAUGGUAUACAAUAAGAAGGCCUUUCCCGAUGCUCUCUUCCACCAGUUGCUUAUUGCAAUGGCCCAUCCAGACCAUGAAGUACGAGUUGGGGCACACACUAUAUUUUCCAUUGUGCUUAUACCGUCUCUAGUUUCUCCUUGCUCAUAUCAGAAGAAUACAUCUGAGGCUAUCACUAGAAGCUUUGGUUCAUCGACAAGGAAAAAGACUGAAAGUUUCUCUAUCCGGCAUGCCAGUGAUAAUAAAGCGGAAUCCGCAAAUGGGGAAUCAUCAGGAGAUAUUCAAUUGUCCAUUGUUGCUGAUAAAACAUCUAAAGAAAUUCAGGUGCUUGGUCAUCCAAAGAUCUUAAAGCAGGCUAUCUCUGACGGGAAAAUGGUCACGUCUCUCCGAUUGAGCAGUCAUCAAGUUAGUCUUCUGCUUUCAUCUAUAUGGAUGCAAGCAAUAAAUGCAGAGAAUACACCACUAAACUUUGAAGCCAUGGCUAAUACUUAUCACAUUUGUUUGGUCUUUAGCAGAUCUAAGACAGCCAGUCACAUUGCCCUAGUUCGAUGUUUUCAGCUUGCCUUUUCUCUUAGAAGCAUCUCUUUGGACCAAGAAGCAGGUCUGCUACCUUCUCGGAGAAGGUCUCUCUUCACCUUGUCAUCAUGCAUGCUUUUGUUGUCAGCAAAGGCAGGAAAUGUUCAGGAGCUAAUUCCUUUUGUUCAGGCGUCUCUUAAAGCAGAAACAGUUGAUCCUCAUCUUGAGUUAGCUGAAGAAGUCGGGUCGCCGAAUGUUCACUUGGCAUUGGAUGGACCAAAGAUAGCAUAUGGUUCAGAGGAGGAUGAUGUUGCUGCUUUGAAAUCACUCUCUUGUGUAGAGGCAAAUGAUAAUUUCUUGAAGGAAACUGUGACAUCCCAUUUUAUGACCAAGUUGUCAACAUUGUCAGAGGAGGAAUUACUAGACAUCAAGCAACAACUUCUACAGGGAUUUUCACCUGAUGAUGCAUAUCCGUUAGGUGGUCCAUUAUUUAUGGAGACACCUCGGCCAUGUUCUCCUCUUUCUCAACUGGACACCAAUUCUAUUGAAGAGGACAUAGCUGAAGCUGCUUUGACAGAUGAUGAAACUCUAACUGAGGCUAAUGGGAGCCAGUCAGAUCGGAAAACGUCUCUGUCCAACAAUACUGUAGACAUCAUAGGUGUUAAUCAACUUCUUGACUCGGUCUUGAAAACUGCACAGCAAGUGGCAAGCUCCCAGGUUUCCUACACUCCAUUACCUUAUGAUGAAAUGAUGAGUCAAUGUGAAGCCCUCGUAUCUGAAAAACAGCAAAAGAUGUCAAUGCUUCAUAGUUUCAAGCAUCAGCAUGACACCAGGAUUUUCCCCAGCGAGGACGAACCCACAAGCAAUGCGGACCUUGACAGAUUAUCUCAAAGCAGUCACCACUCCGAUGAUAGCGAUCAGAGUCAUGCAUCCAAUCAGCUCGUAGUCUCUUCCUCCAUUUCUUCUCUUGGGUGUGGUCAAAAUUCGUUCAGGUUACCACCUUCGAGCCCGUAUGACAAGUUCCUGAAAGCAGCCGGAUGCUGA